GCAACUCCUGACAAGGAAACAGUAUUGGAUAAAGUUGAAAGGAAAAUGGCUCCAGAGACACAACCUAAGACACCUCCUAAGCUUCCAGAAGAACCUACCCAAGUUAAGGCAGAAAAGCUGGUGCCUUCAGAUGAGUCAAAGGCCAUAGAAGUUACACCGCCUAAAUCUUUGGACCGCCCAACCUCACCAGAGUUGCUGAAACCUGAAGAGACCCAUCCAGUCCCACAAGCAUCAACACCUAUUCGUGGUGGUGAGGUGGUGGUUGUGUCUAGCUUAUCAAUGAUAGACGACUCCGGCUCUCACCUAAAGGAUGCUUGUGAAAUUGGAACUUCUGAAGUUGACAAAGGAGAGCUGUCUCCAAAAGUCCCAGUGGAGCACGAAGUGACUUUCUCUUCAAAGCACACCAUAUUGGAGGUUGGCGAGGCAGGGCACUGGGAGCAGCAGGCUGGCGAAGUGGACCGUAGCCAUGUGUCCGUGAUUAGCGUGGGUGACCAUGAGGUGGUGAAGGACUCAUCACUGGUCGUGAGCCCCCGCGAAGGCCCAGCAUCGCCUCGUCUAGUGCUGCGGCAGUCAACAGCAGGGCCUCGCGAGGGCUCUCCUGAGAAGCGAAACUCAUUCCCACGUAUGCAUGAAGGUGCACAGCAACGGCCCCCACUUGUGAACGGAGGCUCACACGAAGCGUUGUCUCCCGAGCGACCCAAGGUUCGAGUGAAUGUCAAGCUGCAACAGGGCUCAGCAUCGCCACCUCGUGUGGAAAAGGCACCUCGGCGGCCCCCUGCCUCUGCAACAGACGCACCAGUCGAGCGCCGCCGAAAAGAGGUAUCAGACACGGAAAGUGUUUCGACCUUGGACAGUGUAGGCAGUCGCACAAGUGGCAGCGACAAGGAGAAUCGCAAAGAGGACUGGGAAGCCACCAAGGAAAAGGAACGUAGUGCUAAUAAUGUACCUGCUAUUCGCAAGAAGGCUCUUAUGACUCAGAACACUGCUGUACGGCCCAAAACACUCAAGCGAACACGCAAGUUUGUAAUUGACGGAGUUGUGAUGACAACCACUACCAGCAAAGUCAUCUAUGGAGACCUUGAUGAAGAUAAACAAGCCAAAGAUUACCAUUUUCUCAGGCAACAAGAACUAAGGGAGCUAAAGAUGCUCCAGAAGAUGGAAAACAAGCAGUUCCAAGACUUGGACAUGAAGGAGGAGUUUGCGAGGGAACAGCAGCAGAAAAAGUUUGAUCAGGAACUGACGACACUUUUGCGAGACUAUGACAAUGACUUAGAGGCACUGAACCGCACUCAGAAGCAGCAGGUGGAAAAGGCUGAGCAGCAACAGGACCUAGACUUAAAAUAUGCCUCAAGGCGCAUUCGGGCUGAACAG
Molecule: messenger RNA, 1371 nt
Organism: Rhipicephalus sanguineus (brown dog tick)
Lineage: Eukaryota; Metazoa; Arthropoda; Arachnida; Ixodida; Ixodidae
Product: serine/threonine-protein kinase 10
Biological process (GO): protein phosphorylation
Molecular function (GO): ATP binding; protein serine/threonine kinase activity
Source: RefSeq, a predicted model, not a curated record